Messenger RNA from Danio aesculapii, 11020 nucleotides. It is a transcript of the gene notch1b, whose product is annotated as notch receptor 1b. Gene Ontology annotation, biological process: Notch signaling pathway; multicellular organism development; regulation of DNA-templated transcription. NCBI's taxonomy places the organism in Eukaryota, Metazoa, Chordata, Actinopteri, Cypriniformes, Danionidae. The record is from RefSeq and is a predicted model, not a curated record. Gene Ontology annotation, molecular function: calcium ion binding; Notch binding; signaling receptor activity. Gene Ontology annotation, cellular component: membrane.
GAGCCUCUGGAAGAAGAGAGCAGGAGAAUGAAGCCCUGAAUGCUGGCUCUCAUUCACUCAGCCUGAGACCGCACGAGCAGCACCGUAUUGCGGGCUCUCCUGGAUCUAUUCUUCAUACUGACGUGCUUCUUUUACUUUUCUUGAACAGACCAAUGUUGGAUAUAUGUUAAGCCUCCGUGGACUAUCCAUAAGAAGGAAUGCAUCUUUUCCUCGUGAAACUAAUUGUUGUGAUAUCACUCAAUACUUUGACGCAAGGCCUGGAAUGUUCAGAAAAAUGCCAAAACGGAGGCACGUGUGAACCAACUGCAGACGGGAGAGGAGAAUGCAAGUGUCUGGAUCUGUACGCCGGCCCAGCGUGCCAGUUCCGCAACCCUUGCCUCCAAUCCCCAUGCAGAAAUGGUGGCGUGUGCCGUUUGAUCACUUCUGCCAACAAGGUGGACUUUGUCUGCAACUGCAGCCUGGGCUACACGGACCGACUGUGCCUCACUCCCACCAACAACGUGUGCCUUGGUGCCCCUUGCCGAAACGGAGGCACGUGCGAACUCACCAGCAUCCACAACUACAGGUGUAAAUGCCCACCAGGCUGGUCAGGUAAAACCUGCCAGCAAGCUGAUCCCUGUGCCUCAAAUCCUUGUGCCAAUGGUGGUCAGUGUAGCCCCUUUGAUUCGGACUUCCUCUGCCACUGUACACCGUACUUCUCAGGCCAGACCUGCAAACAAGAUGUCAACGAGUGCGCGCAGAUUCCCUCUCCGUGUAAGAACGGUGGCGUGUGUGAGAACGGAGUGGGCACGUAUCACUGCAACUGUCCCGCCGAGUACACUGGGAAACACUGCGAGAGUCUGUAUCAGCCCUGUAACCCCUCGCCAUGCUUCCACGGGGGCACCUGCGUACAGAAGGGGGAGACCAGCUACGAGUGCUCCUGUCUGCCAGGCUUUAGUGGGCAGAACUGCGAAGAAAACAUUGAUGAUUGUCCAGAUCAUCGCUGCCUUAAUGGAGGGACCUGUGUGGAUGGAGUGAACACCUACAAUUGCCAGUGCAAACCAGAGUGGACAGGUCAGUUCUGUACUGAAGAUGUCAAUGAGUGCGAUUUGAUGCCCAACUCUUGCCAGAACGGUGGCACGUGCUUGAACACGCAGGGUGGGUAUAACUGUGUGUGCGUGAACGGCUGGACGGGGGACGACUGCAGCGAGAACAUCGACGACUGCGCAGAUGCUGCCUGUCAUACUGGAGCCACAUGCCAUGAUCGGGUGGCCUCCUUCCUCUGCGAAUGUCCUCACGGGCGCACAGGUCUGUUGUGUCAUCUAGAUGAUGCUUGCAUUAGUAACCCGUGUCAAAAAGGCUCUAACUGUGACACCAACCCAGUGAACGGCAAGGCCAUCUGUACCUGUCCACUGGGUUAUGUUGGGCCGGCCUGUGACCAAGACGUUGACGAAUGCUCACUAGGUGCAAACCCUUGUGAACAUGCUGGAAAGUGUAUAAACACAAAAGGUUCCUUCCAGUGUAAAUGUCUGCAGGGAUACGUGGGAGCUCGAUGUGAGCUGGACAUAAACGAGUGCAUGUCCACCCCAUGCCAAAACGACGCAACCUGUUUGGAUCAGAUUGGAGGCUUCCAUUGCAUCUGUAUGCCAGGGUACGAGGGAGUCUUCUGUCAGAUCAAUACCGAUGAGUGCGCCAGCAUGCCCUGCCUCAACAAUGGAAAGUGCAUCGACAAGAUCAACAACUACCAAUGCGAGUGCCCCACAGGAUUUUCGGGGAGCCAAUGCCAGUUCGACAUUGACGAGUGCGCUAGUACUCCAUGUAAAAAUGGGGCCAAGUGUAUGGAUGGGCCCAAUAUGUACACCUGCCAGUGCACUGAAGGAUACACAGGCCAGCACUGUGAGACAGAUGUAGAUGAGUGUCUGUCCAACCCGUGUCACUAUGGCACCUGUAAAGAUGGCCUGGCGUCCUUCACCUGCGUCUGCCGUGCGGGUUUCAUGGGCCGUCUCUGCGAGAUCAACAUUAAUGAGUGUCUCAGUCAGCCAUGCCAAAACGGAGGCACCUGCCAGGACCGCGAGAAUGCCUACUUGUGCGUCUGCCCCAAAGGAACCACAGGCGCUAACUGUGAGAUCAACCUGGAUGACUGUCAGAGCAAUCCCUGUGAUUUUGGAAGAUGCAUUGACAAGAUAAAUGCAUACGAGUGUGCCUGUGAACCGGGAUACACAGGAAAAAUGUGCAACAUCAAUAUCGAUGAAUGUGCCAUCAACCCCUGUCACAAUGGCGGAACCUGUGUGGAUGGAGUCAAUGGCUUCACUUGUCUGUGCAGAGAGGGCUAUCAUGACACUACCUGCCAAUCACAGCUCAACGAAUGCCUUAGCAACCCCUGUAUCCAUGGACACUGUGAAGACAAAGUCAAUGGAUAUAACUGUAUUUGCGACUCUGGCUGGAGUGGAGUCAACUGUGACAUUAACAACAACGAGUGCGAGUCCAACCCCUGUAUGAAUGGAGGGACUUGUAAGGACAUGACCAGUGGCUAUGUCUGCACAUGUCGCGCAGGCUUCAGCGGUCCCAAUUGCCAAACGAAUAUCAAUGAAUGCGCCUCCAACCCCUGCUUGAAUCAAGGAACCUGCAUCGAUGAUGUGGCCGGAUAUAAAUGCAACUGUCUGCUUCCUUACACUGGCGAGAACUGUGAGACCCUGUUGGCCCCAUGUGGCUCUAAACCCUGUAAGAAUGGAGGUGUUUGCAAGGAAUCCGAAGACUACGAGAGCUUCUCUUGUGUGUGUCCUGAGGGAUGGCAAGGCCAAACAUGUGAGGUGGACAUCAAUGAGUGUGUUAAAAAUCCUUGCCGAAAUGAUGCCAUCUGCCAAAACUCCAUUGGCAGCUACAAGUGCAGUUGCAAAGCGGGCUACACGGGCCGCAACUGUGAGACGGACAUUGAUGACUGCAAACCUAACCCCUGCAGUAAUGGUGGCUUCUGCAAAGAUGCAGUGAACGCCUUCGCUUGCACCUGCCUGCCAGGUUUCAGGGGCAGGAGAUGCGAGGAGGACAUUAACGAAUGUGAGAGUAACCCGUGUAAAAACGGUGCCAACUGCACUGAUUGUGUGAACAGCUACACCUGUACAUGUCCGCCUGGAUUCAGUGGGAUUCAUUGCGAGAACAACACACCUGACUGUACUGAGAGCUCUUGUUUUAAUGGCGGCACAUGUGUGGAUGGCAUCAACAGCUUCACUUGCCUGUGCCCUAAAGGCUUCACUGGCAACUACUGCCAGCAUGACAUCAACGAGUGCGACUCAAGACCCUGCAUGAAUGGAGGCACCUGCCAGGACAGCUAUGGCACCUACAAGUGCACCUGCCCUCAGGGAUACCACGGACUUAACUGUCAGGAGCUGGUGAACUGGUGUAAGCCAUCUCCCUGUAAGAAUGGAGGGAUCUGCAGACAGAGCGGCACGAGAUACAGCUGUCAGUGUCAGACAGGCUGGACUGGUUUAUACUGUGACGUUCCCAGUGUUUCCUGCGAGGUGGCCGCCAAACAGCAAGGUGUAGAUGUGGUCCGGCUAUGUCGUAACUCUGGCCAGUGUCUGGACGCUGGAAACACACACUAUUGUCACUGUCAGGCCGGAUACACAGGCAGCUACUGCGAGGAGCAGGUGGACGAAUGCAUUCCCAAUCCGUGCCAGAACGGAGCAACUUGCACCGACUACCUGGGUGGAUACUCCUGUGAAUGUGUGCCAGGUUAUCAUGGAGUGAACUGCUCUGACGAGAUCAAUGAGUGUCUGUCUCAGCCCUGCCAGAACGGGGGCACAUGCAUCGACCUGAUCAAUACCUACAAAUGCUCCUGUCCUCGGGGAACACAAGGUGUGCACUGCGAGAUCAACAUUGACGACUGCACACCGUUCACGGACCCCGUGACCCAUGAGCCCAAAUGCUUUAACCAGGGCCGCUGUGUGGACCGCGUGGGCGGCUACCACUGCAUCUGUCCCCCUGGGUAUGUUGGGGAACGCUGUGAGGGUGACGUCAACGAGUGCCUGUCCAACCCCUGUGGCACACACAGCUGCAUCCAGCUCAAAAACAACUACCGCUGCGAGUGUCGCACAGGAUACACAGGUCAGCAUUGUGACAAAGUGUUUGAUGGCUGUAAAGGGAAGCCGUGUCGUAAUGGAGGCACCUGCGCUGUGGCCAGUAACACUCCUCAUGGCUUUAUCUGCAAAUGUCCACCGGGUUUUACGGGCUCAACCUGUGAAUACGACGCUCAUGCAUGUGGGAGCCUUCAAUGCAAAAAUGGCGGGACGUGCGUUUCUGGUCACAAGAGUCCCAAAUGCCUGUGCACCCCUGCUUUCUCUGGUCCUGAGUGCCAGGAUCCCAGCGGGGGCCACUGCACCACCAAUCCCUGCUAUAACGGAGGCACGUGCGUGUAUAUAGCCGAGGAGCCGUAUUACCAUUGCAUCUGUCCCACCAACUUCAACGGUCUCUUCUGCCACAUCCUGGACUGGAGUUUUCCAGGCGGCACCGGUCAGGACAUCACACCGGCUCCUGAGGUGUCGGUCAGCUGCGAGAUUGAGCAGUGUAAAGUCAAGAAGGGCAAUAAGAUCUGCGACAGCGCAUGUAAUAAUUACGCUUGCGAUUGGGAUGGUGGGGACUGUUCGCUGAACUUUAAUGACCCAUGGCAGAACUGUUCGGCAGCGCUGCAGUGCUGGCGCUAUUUUAAUAAUGGGAAAUGUGACGAACAGUGCCACAACGCGGGAUGCCUCUAUGAUGGAUUCGACUGCCAGAGACUUGAGGGACAGUGCAAUCCACUAUACGAUCAGUAUUGCAAAGACCACUUUGCAGAUGGCUACUGUGACCAGGGCUGCAAUAAUGCCGAAUGUGAAUGGGACGGCCUGGACUGUGCCAAUGACACCCCAGAGAAGCUGGCUGCAGGACUGCUGGUAGUGGUGGUCCACAUUCACCCCGAUCAGCUCCGAAACAAUUCAUUCGGGUUUCUGCGGGAGCUCAGCCGAGUGCUUCACACCAACGUGGUUUUCCGGCGGGACAGCAAGGGGCAAGAAAUGAUCUACCCAUAUUACGGCAAUGAGCAGGAACUGAGGAAACAUAACAUCAAACGAUCACUAGAUGGCUGGAACGACGCUUCUAGCGAUGUUUUGAGCUCAAUGAAAAACAGUAUUUACAAUAUAGUAGUGGAAGGAGGGAGAAAACGCAGAGAACUAGAGAAGAUACAAGUCAAAGGCUCUGUGGUUUAUCUGGAGAUCGACAAUCGCCAGUGCUACCAGCAAACCUCCGAAUGCUUCCAGAGCGCCAACGACGUGGCGGCAUUCCUCGGAGCGUUGGCUUCCAGCGGCAGUCUUAAAAUGCCUUACGUCAUCGAGGCCGUCACAAGUAAGAUCGAUGGACCGUCGCCUGUAGAGCUCUAUCCAGUCUACGUGGUUCUGGCAGGACUGGCGCUGCUGGCCUUUGUCGCCAUUGGGAUGGUGGCGUCCCGUAAACGGCGUCGGGAACACGGACAGCUUUGGUUUCCGGAGGGUUUCAAGACCAGCGAGCCCAGCAAGAAGAAGAGGAGAGAGCCAGUCGGAGAAGAUUCAGUCGGUUUGAGGCCACUUAAGAACUGCUCAGACAUUUCAUUAAUGGAUGACAACCAGAAUGAAUGGGGAGAAGAGGAACAAUCCGACACCAAACGCUUCAGGUCUGAGGAGCAGGCGAUGCUGGAUUUAGACGAUCAGCCAGAUCACAGACAGUGGACGCAGCAGCAUUUGGACGCAGCCGAUCUGCGCAUCCCAUCCAUCGCUCCCACACCGCCUCAGGGCGAGAUAGAGAACGACUGCAUGGACGUCAAUGCCCGAGGACCAGAUGGCUUCACUCCUCUGAUGAUUGCGUCCUGCAGUGGAGGAGGGCUCGAAACGGGAAACAGCGAGGAAGAGGAAGACGCUUCAGCAAACGUCAUCAAUGACUUCAUCUAUCAGGGCGCCAAUCUUCACAACCAGACAGACCGCACGGGUGAGACGGCUCUACACCUGGCUGCCCGCUACGCCCGCUCAGAUGCUGCGAAACGGCUGCUGGAGGCCAGUGCUGAUGCUAACAUCCAGGACAAUAUGGGCAGGACUCCAUUACAUGCUGCUGUGGCUGCUGAUGCCCAAGGCGUCUUCCAGAUUUUGAUACGGAACCGCGCCACAGAUCUAGACGCCCGCAUGCAUGAUGGCACCACACCUCUGAUACUGGCAGCCAGACUGGCUGUCGAGGGCAUGGUGGAGGAACUCAUCAACUGCCAUGCUGAUGUCAACGCCAUUGAUGAUUUUGGUAAAUCUGCUCUUCACUGGGCUGCAGCUGUGAACAAUGUAGAUGCAGCGAUGGUAUUGCUUAAGAACGGGGCAAAUAAAGAUAUGCAGAACAAUAAGGAGGAGACUCCUCUUUUCCUGGCAGCAAGGGAAGGAAGCUACGAGACGGCUAAAGUUCUUCUGGAGCAUUUCGCUAACCGGGAGAUCACCGACCACAUGGAUCGACUCCCACGGGACAUCGCUCAAGACAGAAUGCAUCAUGACAUUGUGCGCCUCAUCGACGAAUACAACCUGGUGCGUAGUCCUCCCAUGCACAGCGCCCCGCUAUGCACCACCCUCUCCCCACCCCUCUGCUCCCCCAAUGGCUUUAUGGGCAACAUGAAGCCCUCGGUGCAAAGCAAAAAACCCCGCAAGCCCAGCACUAAAGGCAUCGGCUGCAAAGACGGCAAAGAUAUGAAAGUCAAAAAGAAGAAAGCGCAAGACGGAAAGGGAAACUUAUUAGAAAGCUCAGCUGUUCUCUCUCCGGUAGAUUCCCUAGAGUCGCCUCACGGGUAUAUUUCUGACAUCGCCUCGCCACCCCAGAUGACAUCACCCUUCCAACAAUCGCCCUCCAUGUCGCUCAAUCAGCUACAGGGAAUCUCAGACAACCACAUGGGUGUCAGCCAUCUUGGAAUUGGCAACAACCAAGAUCUUUCCCAUUUACAGUUUGAUCCAUUGCCUCCACGUCUCACUCAUCUUCCCGUGGCCGGAUCGAAUGGUUCAAACGUCAUGAACGGCCAAUGCGAAUGGCUAGGGCGGAUGCACGGUAGCAUGGCUCCGCAAAACCAAUUCACAGCCAUGAGGAACGCCUCAGGUCAACCCAACCUUCACCAAUCGGGUUUGAUGACGUCGCACCACAAUGGCCGCCCUGCCACACUCUCUCAAAUGAUGAACUAUCAAAGCCUGCAAAACACACAUCUAAUGCAGCAGAUGCAGCAGAGCAUGCAGCCGCGGCCCCAGCAGACCGGCGUCCAGCUGCAGAGCCAGAGCCAGAACUUCAUCGGGGGUGAUCUGGGUGGACCGGAGCUCCAGCAGAGCGCGGGGAACAGCAUGUCCAUCCACACUAUAAUCCCCCAGGAGACCCAGCUGCUCAACCCGUCCUCUCUGGGGUCCAGCAUGGCGGGCACACAGUUCCUGACGCCACCUUCCCAACACAGUUACACUCCUGCAUUGGAUGCCAACACUCCCAACCACCAACUCCAAGUGCCUGACCACCAUCCUUUCCUCACGCCGUCUCCCGGUUCUCCAGAUCAGUGGUCCAGCUCGUCGCCCAAUUCCAACAUGUCCGACUGGUCAGAGGGUAUUUCCAGUCCUCCCACCAGCAUGCAGUCGCAAAUCGGACACAUGCCAGAGCAAUUCAAGUAGAACAAUGAGUUUCGCUAAAUGAAGGCACAUUCCGUAAGCCUGCUUAUACUGAAGGGUCUUUUAUAUGCCUCUUGUACUAACCUUUUUUUUUCUUUAAUUUAUUGUUAUUUAUAUACUUGUCAUCAUUUCUUUUUAAAUUUGGGCACAAGAAAUUAAAUCUUAAAGUCGGCAUGAAAUGAAAGUUAAAAUUGUUGAUUUUCCGCCUAUUGUUACAUACAUCCGAAUCAAACGGUUUGUGAAAUUAGGAAAAAAAUGUAGGGCGGGGCUUGAUUAUGUCCGAAUGGAUCAUUGGAAGCUUUGCAAAAUUGGGUAAUAUUUGAAUGCCAGUUUGCGAUGAGUUGUGGAGAAUUAGGGCUGGUUUAUAUUUCUGUGUUGCUCUGCAAUAACACUUCCGAAACACUAGCUGGCAGUAGGUUCUUAUGUUCGUUUGUGUCGAGUUUCUUUGCUGGUGUUUUGUUUUUUCUGGAUGCUACCGUACAAUGUACUAAAACUCGCUCAUUCUGAGGUGGGAACCAGCGGACGUGCAACAACUUUAAUCAUAAGGUAAACACAAAACAAAAGUUCUUUGUUUUGAAGAGCUCAAGACACUUGUAAACACUCGUUCCAACGGAAUCGCGUGGCUCUCACCCCCGCCCACACUCGGCAGCGCUACAAAGCCAACCAAUGACGAAGCUUGCGCUACGUGUCGUUGCGAUGUGUAGUUACAUUUUUUAAGACGUGUGCAUCAAUGCGACCGCACGAAGGCUGCGCCGGACCAUAUGUGUGCACUUGAUGCAGAAGUAUAAAUGAGCUUUACUGUCCAUCGUAUGGUUGUCAUGAUACUGAAUUUCGGUACUAAUCAGUACUGAAAUUUAAAAAAUGUCCAUUUACUGCUAACCUUUGAGCGCUGUUGUCUGUACGUGCUCAACAUCGCUGAAAUAUAUCACUGUUGGUCAAAUUAAAUGUUUUCAAAUGCUAAAUUUUACAAAUGGAAUCGUACUAUUAGCUUUUUAAGUGUGACGUCAUGCGAAGCGGCUUCCGGGUCUAAGUGCUCUACCUAACUGUAUAGGGAGUAAUAAACAAAUGGCAAUAAUAAACGUUUAUAAAGCGAUGUAAUACUUUCAAAAAUCACGAUCGCAAUAUAUAUAUAUAUAUCCAUGCCUAAUAUCCGAUGGCUAGAAAGUGAUGGAUUUUUUAUAAAUUGUUAAAAUAUUGAUGUCUGUGAUGCAGAGACUGUUGUGUACAUCAUGAUUUCAUAUAAAAGUCACUUUAAUGUGUGAUAUGACUAAAAAGUGGUCAUAAACGAAUGUUUACACAAUUCAAAUGAGUAGCGACUUGGACCCAGAAACAGUUUUCCGUACGUCACGACUUAACAAGCGGAUAUUUGUUCGAACCACUAACUCACGUGUAACAAGACCUGCACUGAUGGCCCCACCCUAAAGGACUGAUACCCCCAUCUUAAAGGCAGACAGUGUGACCAGAAGUGAAGAAAAGUUGUUUCGAGGGGGGAGGGAAGGUUAUGUUAUUUUAUAAAAAAAUUAUGAGCAUUAUUAUGAAGUAAGGAUUUUGAAAAUUGCAGUACGGGCGAUGCGGUGGCGCAGUAGGUAGUGCAGUCGCUCACAGCAAGAAGGUCGCUGGUUCAAGCCUCAGCUGGGUCAGUUGGCAUUUCUGUGUGGAGUUUGCAUGUUCUCCCUGCGUUCACGUGGGUUUCCUCUGGGUGGUCCAGUUUCCCCCACGGUCCAAAGACAGACGGUACAGGUGAAUUGGGUAGGCUAAAUUUUCCGUAGUGUAUGUCUGUGUGAAUAAUUGUGUAUGUGUUUGUGGAAGGGCAUCCGCUGCAUAAAACAAAUUCUGGAUAAGUUGGCGGUUCAUUCCGCUGUGGCGACUCCAGAUUAAUAAAAGUACUAAGCUGAAAAGAAAAUGAAUGAACGAUUGAAAAAUUGCAGUACCAAUUGGUACCAAAAUUCAGUAUCGCGACACUAGUCCACCGGAAUUACCGUCAGUCAAAUUAAAUGUUUUAAGAUGCCCGAUGAUGAGAAAGAGAAGCGGAAUCGUACUAUCUUUGGACCAUUAGCUCACGUGCAACAAGACCAGCAUUGAUAGCCCCGCCCUAAAUCAGACCAUGUGAGCAGAAGUUAAAAAAAGUCAUUUUGAGGGGGGAGGGAAGGUUAUUGAAGUACUGUACGUCAAUUAUAACAAGCACUACUAUUUACAUUUUUAUUUCAUGCCGACUUUAAAGAAUGAAGAAGGUCAGUACUGUUGACAGUAAUACACUGUAGUCAAAUGGGUAACACACUGGGUAUUUAUUGGUCUUAAAAUAUGCCUGUAUUUUAUUUUGUUUUGUUUUUUUGUUCAGUUGAUCGGCCAUCUUUUCAGUUUUAUUUGAACUAAUAUUGUAAAAACGUUGUACAAAUGCGAAGGUCAUGUACGGGCAUUUUAGAGAGCAUGUUUUUGUACAACAAACUUCAGUGUUAAAGUAGACUUAUGUUGUCUGAAACAAGCUGCUUUUCCGUUACUGAGACGAAUGAAUUUGCUAUGAUAUUUGUUCUCGUUAGGUUGGUAUGUGUGCGUCACAAGGUUUAUACUACAAAUAAGUAGCGGUAUUAUAAUUGAACAUUUGUAUAGUUCAAAGUGAUUUUUUUCUCUUUCUUUCUCCAUUUCUUGUAUGAUAAACUCUUGCAAAUGCAGAUUUUUGUAAACGUCCACUGUGAGCGUGGAUGUGAAAGUGAGGAUCUGAGCUAUUUACAGGAAAUACUUGACAUUAGCUUGUAUGAAACAGGUGGUAAUGUCAAGUCGCUUGUAUCUUUCCUCUGGUUUUGUAGAACUGGUCACGUGGCCAACAAGUGUCUGGGAUUUAUGAGGUGUUUCAAAUUGAACUUCUCUUUACUGUACUUCCAGUUUUGUAUCUUCGUUCGAGCCUAUGGCUGAUGUAUAUAGAUAUAUUUUAUGCGUUGUCAUGUAAACAGGAUUUUGUUUCAGAAAUCUUAAGUGUGCCAUGGAAAUUUGAACUAUUUUAAUGCUACGUAGUUAUGUUUUCUAUCAUACGCAGAACGUCUAUUUUAUAGAUAAAUCUAAGAAUAUGUAUACACAAGAAUGAUUAGAGGAUACACCAGAAAGAAUAACAUAGAUGAUUUUUGACUUGAUAUUUAUUGACCACCAAUAAUGUUCUAUAAAAACAAGUUAAAAGGUCCCUAAAGGGAUAUGGUGGUGGUGUCAUAUAUAUCCUCUUUAAGCCAUCAGUACUUCUGAGUUCAUCGGAUUUGAACAGCACUGAGUAUAAAAUGUCUGUAAAUAUUACCCAUCUGCUAAAGUGUAGUUUACAUGCAGAGUAUUUGUCAGUUCUACUGUCUGUACAGUUUCUAUGAAUAAUAAAAGAUCCCAUUGUGUAUUCAGAA